CCGAGGGAGAUCGUUACACAUCAAUGCAGCAGGCUGACUCACCUCCGGACCCAACAGUGCCCCCCGACUUCACUGCGCCUCCUGGAAUCAGAGCCACAGCUCGGGUUAAAGACGAGGACGCCCCUGCUGUCGGUCCCAGACCUUGGCCCGAGGGUAAAGUGUUCGCCGAGGCGAGAGCAUCCGUCUGGGCAGAGGCAGAAGCCGGGGCGGGUGGGAAAGUCUUCGCAGAGGCCGGGGUCAUGACAGAAACCCGCGCUUGGGCCGAGUCUGUCGCCGCAGAGGUCGGGGUCCUGCCGAGCGUUCCCGAAGACCCGGCCCCCCUGCUGGGGCGGGAGGGAGAAGAGGAGGCCCUCUCGUCGGUUCUCACCGCGCUGGCGGAGACGGCGGAGCUGCCGGCGCCAACGGUUAGGAAACCUUUAGGGCUGCUGUCCAAAGCUGCUUGGACCAAAACCUCGUCUUCAUCAUCCAAGGCUGCAUCCUCCUCCACAACAAAAGCAUCCUCUGUGGCCUCCUCUUCCUCUUCCUCCUCGCCAACCAGUCAGGCGGCAGCAGCCAAUGUAUCUGUGGUUCUUGGAAACAAUAACUCCUCCGACAACAACAGCUAUGAAGAAUCGGUGAGUAGCCUCCCAGCCUGGGAUCUGCCCACCGUACCUGAAUCGCUGCUGUCCACGAUGGGCGACCACGACUUCACGCUUCCCGCCAACAUCACCAGCCCGUUCUCCACCCAUCAGUGGAACACCACCGUGCCCGUCCGCCCCAGAAACGCCUCGCAGAGCACGACCACGGCGGCCCCGACUGCCGCUUCGACCGUGCCGUUCCCCACGGCUGCGGGGACGCGGACCCCGCCGGAGUCCACCGCGGCACCGCGGAAUGCUAGCGAGGACGCCGUGACGAGCGACGGCCCGAAGCUGACAACCAUAACCACCACCACGCCCUCCACGACCGGGUUUACCGUGGUGGAGACGCAGGCGUCAACCACGGGGGGUGCCGUUACCUCACCACCGAACGCAACGACCGCCGCUGCUGCGACCGCGCAGGAAGCAACAAGCCUCAACGCAACGACGGCUACACCUCCUACUACACCUCCUCCUACACCUCUUCCUACAACCAUCGUCUAUACAGAUACGCUCACGCCCACUACCACCCCCACAACGACUCUUCCCCCAACCACCACCACUACCACUACUCCAGCUCCAACUACCACCACCACUGCCCCAACUACUACUACUACUGCUGCCACCACAACCACAACAACCACCACCACCACAGAAGCACCUGCCACCACCGUGUUCAUCCCAAUCCAAACCACACCUCCUCUGACGACCACCACACACACCCCCUCCACCACCAGCGCAGAGGUCGUUCACCUGCCCUGCAACGUGACCGAGAGGUUCUGGGUCAAAACGGUUCUGUCUAUUGAGCUGCGCAGAAACCGCCUGGACCUGAUCCUGAAACAGAACCUUUCCAAAGGACUGAGCCAUGCCCUGCAGAGAGCCCUGAAUGACUCCAACGCCAACGCACAGGUGGAGCGAGACGACUGCGGCCCCCACAACGUGACUCUGGGUUACUACGUGACCAGUGGGAAAACCGUCUACGUUUCCUCUCUGGUUGUGGAAGCGCUGAACGUUUACGGGUUCGACAAGCUGCUGUCCGACAUCAGGCAGCACACCCCGUUGGUUAAGGCGGUCCUGGUUUCUGUGGGGUCCUGGAUGUCUGCCCCGAAGUUUCACCUGCAGCUCAGAACAGUGCUGAGAUUUGUUGGGCCGACAGACAACAUCUACUCCUGCAGUUUCAUCCAGACGUUGGAGCAGCGGCUGGAGAACGCCUUCGAUGAGGCUCAGGAUAAAGUUCUGGAGACCUACAACCGGCUCACUGUGGAGAUCCAGAGCGUGUCCCAGGAGCCGGGCUCGCCCUCCGUUUCUCUGGUGUACGUGGUGAAAAACCAAGAGGCGGUUCUGAACGGGACGAUAUCCAGCGGGCUCCUCAACCAGCUGACCGCAGAGGUGGUGGGAUACUUUUUGUUCUACCCGCCGCUGAUCAUUGCAGAGCCUCUUGAAUACCACAACCUGAACACAUCAGCAGCAACCAGGAGCUUCUGGGUGAUCACAGAUGGUGAGCAUACGUCGGCUGCCAGGACCCAAGAAUCCAGCAGAAAUGAUUUACUACGCCCAGCAGAACGGAGAGCCCAUCACCGGAACCACAGCCGCUAAGACCCUGAGCAGCCUGGACUCCCAGACCAUGGCUCUGACGCUGGGCUACUUCGUACAAGUGCAGGCUGAGCCUGUGGUGAAGACGCCGCCCAGCAACCUGUGGAUCAUGGCCGUCCUGACGCCGCUCUUCUUACUGAUGAUUGUGAUCGGAAUGGUUGCCUUCAUCCUGUGUAAGAGGAACAGAGUCAUCUUCAAGACCGGUGCCUUCAGGACCUUUAAAACCCGCUCCAAGACGUCAUAUCGAAGAGAGGGCAGUUACCACCACCAGCCUGUCCAGGGCUUCGACUACGCCAAAAAGCACAUGGGUCGAACGGGCGACGAAGCCGUCUCAGUUACCAAAGAGACGCUGGUGUUGGGGCUGCCAGUUCGAGACGCUCCCCUGUCUCUGUCGCUGGAUAAAAAGGCCCACCAGGACGGGACUGCAAACAAAAGGCCUCCGUCUGCUGACACACACAAAGCGGGACGGUUGCCCAGCGAGGAGGACGGCUCCAUGUCGAGUCACAGCUCAGGGAAGCUGAACACCAGCAAGAGCUCCUCGGCCCGGAGGACGGCCACGGGCAGCAGCGGCAAGAACGGCAAAGAGGAGCUGCACAAGAGGGGCGCAAACGACCUGUUUGAAGACCACUCCAGCUCCCUGCGUCUCAUUACCAUCAAACCCAUGACGGCCCAGCCCACCUACUCGUACCCCUCUUCCUCCUCGCACAGCCAGGACUCUGUCAUCGUCAACGGGGAGGCGAAUCACGUAGGUCUGAAGCAGAAGUCGGACAUCGAGCACUACAGGAACAAACUGCGUCAGAAGGCCAGAAGGAAAGGCUACGGAGAGUUCUCCCUCUCCGAGAGUCUCAACCACGGUUACGGUCACAGAGACAACCGGCACGGUCGGCACGACAACGGGCUCAAACAGCCAAUGACUGCCGAGGAGAAGAGGGCAUCGUUUGCAGGAUGUCACAAGAGGUACUCCCACCCACGAGAGCCCACCUACUGGAGCCGGCAGUCUCUGAGCAGCCCCAGCCCAGUGGAGACGGAGAUGGACCUGCUGGUGCUCAGGGAGAGAUCCAGGAGGGGCAUCCGCAACAACGGCUAUGAUGGCGAACCAGAACCAUUUGAGGAGACCAACGUGGAUCGCCUGAUGAGCUCUCUGGGUUACGGAGGUGGAUCGACUGGAACUGGGAACAGCAGUUUAGGGGUGAAAGCUCACCGCGGCUCCGACUCCUCCACACUCAGCUCGCAGCCAUCCAUUGACGAGGUCCGCACGCAGAUGCACAUGUUGCUUGGCAACGCUUUCAGCCUGGCACCUCCGGACCACGACCCCCCUUCUCCUCCAACCAACCACCACCAUCACCACCACCACGCUCACAGCGUCUACAACCCGUCCCAUUCCAGCCACUACGGCGACGGGGUGACCAGCGCCCCGGGGACCAUGAACCACCCCUGUGGAGGCCGGCAGAGGAGCACAGGCUACGAGGACAUGCACCAGUGCAGCCUGCCGAAACCGGGUUUCCGGUUUACCCAGCUUCCUGACAUGGGCAUUGGUUCUCCCCCGCCACUAAUCCCCUCCAGACCAGGACCACCACCUGGGACCUCGAUACGAUGUAACAGCUCCACCCCUGAUGUGAGUCUGAAGCCUCGUGUGUCUGAGGCGUCAGAGCUGCAGGCCCAGCAGCACAACGGCGCCCCCUACCUGCCGCUCUCCCGGACGCCCUUCCCCGCCGUCUCUGUUGACCAGUCCAUCAGCACCUACUCAGGAAACCCCAUCACUGCGGUGUACGCUAUAUCAGCCAACCGCCCGGGGUACUCAGAUUACUUUGUCAUGUCUCCGCCGUCGUCCUACCGGAGCCCGUCCUGGAUGUCCUACCCACCUGAACCUGAAGACCUGCCGCAGCAGUGGAACGACACACCUAACUCACGUCACCUGGAAACCAUCUGCUGAAGUCGAGCAACAAGGACUCAACACUCUGCAACAAGGUGUUCCCGCCACGCAGACCACCUCCUUCCCUCGGACCACUCUGGAUCUUCAACCCCCUCCUCCUUCGUCCACCUGCCUGGCCUUCAUCUCUCACCUCCUCCUCAGCUCCUCUUGGUAUCACCGAGUCUCCCUCUCUGUAUUCUGAGCCCCUGGCCUCUGUCGGGUCCGUUCGGACCCUCAUGGAUCAGAAGCCCCAUCACACAGGACUGGGGACAGCCCAGUGUGACGAGUUCCAGCAGCUGCCAUCCGCCCAGCACUCGAUGGCACACAGUGAUCAGUACUUUACUGCCCCAGCCAUGACCGGACCGGACAGGAUCAUCCUGGACUUGCCUGUGAGAUCCACCACCAAGCCAGGAGAGCUGAACUGACGUAAAACUGUGUUUUUUUCUUUUCUUUUCUUUUUUGAUGAAUCUAAAUUUUACAGCUGGAAAAUCAGUGUUUUAAACUUGAGUGAGAAAAAAAAAGAAACAAAAAAGAGAAAAAAAUCUC
This is a messenger RNA of Austrofundulus limnaeus, 4665 nucleotides long. RefSeq names its product KIAA1549-like a. NCBI's taxonomy places the organism in Eukaryota, Metazoa, Chordata, Actinopteri, Cyprinodontiformes, Rivulidae. The record is from RefSeq and is a predicted model, not a curated record.